Messenger RNA from Boeremia exigua, 1715 nucleotides. Its product is annotated as KR domain-containing protein. The record is from RefSeq and is a predicted model, not a curated record. Gene Ontology annotation, biological process: secondary metabolite biosynthetic process; fatty acid biosynthetic process. Bases 25 to 1593 code for a protein of 522 amino acids. Gene Ontology annotation, molecular function: fatty acid synthase activity. Lineage: Eukaryota; Fungi; Ascomycota; Dothideomycetes; Pleosporales; Didymellaceae. The transcript has a single exon.
GUCCCACGAAGCUUGCACAGGACAAUGACAACUCGACCAAGCCCAGACCCCUUUAUACAAAUCGCAAUGAACGGGAACAAAUCACUGGUCGACGAACACUCGGAAAAAACAUUCUUCAAAACCAUAUGGGAACCAUGUCUGUCUCUUACGGACAGCGAAGACAGACAAAGUCGCAUUGUUCAUCAAGGACUUACUGCUCACGAAACAUCAGAAGCCCUAUCUAGCGCCGGUAAGAUCAACCAGGAUGGCCAUAAUUUGGAUGUCUUCAUCUUUGAGAGCCCAAGAAAGACAGCACAGUUGGCCCAGUUCGCCGAUGCAUUGGCCUGUCAGCUUCAAGAUCGAUCCUUUAAAACAAAAAAGAUUGAGUGGGACUCAGACUUCGAUAUGAUGGAUAUCGAGGGCAAGCAAUGUGUGUUCUUGCUUGAUUAUUCAGCGCCCUUGCUGGCAGACCUCGACGAGCACGGGUUCCAUCUCCUGAAGCAAGUGGUCCUAACAGCAUCCGAGAUUGUUUGGGCCUGUCCUUCCAACCAUGCAGAGACUGGCCUUAUUCGGGGAUUCUCUCGCGUGAUUCGUAACGAAGUUCCCGGACUGCGAUUCGUGACUGUCGCGACAGAAAGCCCUCUUCCAGCAACGUACAUCGAAACAGCGCGGACCAUAGCCAGCCUAGUCAAUUCGAAAACAAGCGAUGCAGAGUUUACUAUUCAAGAUGGUGCUAUCAGAGUUCCACGCAUUUACGAGGAUACGGCUCUUAACGAGGCCAUGACUAACACGAGUCGACAUGUCGAACUUAGCCAUGAUCGAACCUACCUUCUAGCCGGUGGCCUCGGAGGUGUUGGACGGAGUCUCUCGAGGCUUCUGGUGGCUCGUGGCGCUCGAAAUCUUUGCUUCUUAUCCCGGUCGGGUGUAUGCUCUCCAGGUGCCACCGCUCUUGUCACUGAGUUGGAGAGUCAGGGGGUCUCAAUUCAAGUCAUCCCUGCAGAUAUUGGAGACCUGCAAUCUUGCAAGAGUGCGUUGGAGCUGUGUCAUGAAAGAAUGCCACCAUUGGCAGGAGUGAUACAUGCUGGCAUGGUUCUGAGAGAUGUUCUCUGGAAGAAAAUGACAUUCCAACAAUGGAGAGAAUCCCUGAACCCCAAGGUUUCAGGCACAAGGAAUCUUGAUGAAUUACUACCAAAAGCCCUCGAUUUCUUCAUCAUACUCAGCUCCUGUUUUGGCAUAUUUGGCGUCCGAGGCCAGGCAAACUACGCAUCGGCUUGCGCUUACCAGGAUGAAGUUGCUUGGGCUCGGCACAGAGCAGGCCGAAAGGCAACUAGUCUGGACCUGGGAAUGAUUGCAGACGUCGGCGUCCUGGCUGAAAAUCCUGUGCCAAAACCUGUCCGUGCUUGGAUGGAUGUAUACGGGAUUCCGGAAGAUAACCUGCAUCUAAUCAUUGAAUUUGUUAUCCAAUGCCAGCUUUCAGAAGAUUGGUACAAGUAUCCGCCUCAGAUGAUCACCGGGUUAGCAACCGGUGAUAAAGCCUAUACCUCAGGUGUGUCUCCAAGUUACUUGAAAGAUGCCCCUUUCUCUCAACUUGCUAGAAGAAGCGGAAUAUUGUAGGAUCAUUAAAGAGGAGGUAAGCCUUGAUACGGAAAUUUUGAGAUCUAAUUCACAAGUCAUAUGAUCCCCUACUUGUGACUGCUUUAAGAAAGUGUAGUCUAAUUACUGCUCCUUAUAUGCCC